Patiria miniata (bat star) is the source of this 2307-nucleotide messenger RNA. RefSeq lists its product as uncharacterized. NCBI's taxonomy places the organism in Eukaryota, Metazoa, Echinodermata, Asteroidea, Valvatida, Asterinidae. The record is from RefSeq and is a predicted model, not a curated record. The coding region runs from base 370 to 2259 and encodes 629 amino acids. The transcript has 3 exons.
CCUUUGGACUAUCAGGCGCCCCCCGUACAUGUACAUACAUGUGCAUCGACACCAGUACAUGCCAAGUAUUCAUACCCUCCUGAUUCUUAGCCAAUCAAAGUGCGCCGUCCAAUUUUGGUAGCAAGUCCCAUAAGCUGCUAAAACCCUGGUACAGAUUAUUCAAGUCAGUAAUUGGAAUCGACGCAUGCAUAUUGGGGCCGAGGAUAUACGACGUUCCUGCAUGUAUCGUAAAGUCACACGUAACACUGGGAUGUCGACAGUAUGCCAUGUAACAUGUAGUGCCAAUGCUAGUGGUAUGCCAGUGGCAGCGCAGCCAAACUAAACCCGGCCAAUUACCGACUUGUUGUCAAUUCUAUUUAAAACAAAUGCAUGUAUGUAAAUACAUUUUCUGUUUCAGCGCUCAUCAUGGAUGUACAGCGUGGACAUUGCUGGAGAUGUGAGAAAGUUCUUCCACAGCUGACUGUGCCUUGCAGCCGCUGCAAUAUCGCUGUCUACUGCAGCACACCAUGCCUGGGCAACGACACGGCCAGACACAGCUCUGUUGAGUGCCAGAUGUUUGGGCCACAACGGUGCGGCAAUUGUGAAAAAACUGCUCCUAAUAUGAAAGAGUGUGCGGGUUGCAGUAAUGCAUGGUACUGCAGCAAGGAAUGCCAACGAACUGACUGGAAAUCCCACAAGCCAUCAUGCAGGGCAGCUGAAGAUUCAAUGAAAAGGGCAGCAAAGGCACUUUGCCAGCAACGCUCUGCAACAUACAAGAUAAGCGGCAACUUUCCCUAUUACAUUGGUAACAUUUUUGCCAGAGAUUUCCUUCAACUUGAGGACAAUGAAUUGACAUCUGGAGUGAAGGAAAACAGUUUGGCAAGAGAUUACCAUAUUUUGUCUGCUGGUUGUGGAAAUCUACGCAACACAGUUUUGACAGCUGCUUCCUUGCCUGAUGAGUACCAUGGAAAACUUUACAUCAGCCUCGAUGAUUUCGACCCUUUUGUCAUGGCAAGGAAUGUGCUGUUUCUCUUCAUGUUGGUCCGCUUCGCAGACACUGACUACAUUGCUUCCAGUUUGACAACCAUCUGGUACUCACUCCAUAUUUACAAGAGAGAGUACGAUUUGAUCAAGACAAGCUUGGAUGAACUCACUCAGAUGAGUGCUCAGCAACUCCACGACACCACCAAAGGACUGGUGAGUGUCCUGGAUAAAGAUCUUAGGUGUCUGUGUCAAGUUUGGGAAAGAUGGCAAUCAUUGGAAUGCCAACGAGACCAAAAGACCUCAGUCAAUCUCAAACAACAACGGAAUGCACUCUUUGGGACAGACAUAUUAAUGAGGGAGGGAGUGCCUUUUUAUCUGGCAGAGUUAUCCAAAAAUGAGAAGAAAAGGAUGAGAGAGUGGUUUGACCAUGCUUUGUUUCUGCCAUCUGAAUCACGAAAAUCUGCUGUGCCUUUUGACAAUCCCACUCUCACUGGAAGAGAUUCUGAUUGUUGGUAUGAUGAUUUCACACCGAUAGUCCCAAAAGAUCACCAGUUUGUUUACUGCAUCAACACAGAUGCAUUUCCGUUUAGAGAGUGGGAUUGCUUGAGAGUUAGAGAGUGCAGUUCUGGAUCCUUCACGUCUCCGAUGGAAAUGUAUCACAGUUACGUGACAAACCUUCUCAAAAAAGUCAGGAGGCUGAUUGUCCAAGAAAGGCUGUUUGUCCAUGUGUUCUUGGACAACUGUCUCGUCUUUCCUGAGCGGCACCAAUCCUUACAGAUGACCAACUAUGAUCGCAUUAUCACCUCAAAUCUUGCUGACAUAGUUGGGUUUGCUAGGCUUCUCCAGACAUUCAAGCCUCUUCUUAAUGCCAGUAACAGAUUCUCAGUGAUUAUCACUGAGACCAUGAACUGGUUCAAAUUCAUACCAGAAGCCGACACUGAUUCCAUGUUGUGUCCACGCCAGCGGAUUCAAGGGUGCAACGAUGCAUAUUCUAUCGACUGCAACAGAUUGAGGUUUCCUGGCCACAACAAUACGAGAGACUAUUUCAACAACACUCCUCAGUUUCUGCAAUACCUCCGUGCAGACAUCAUGGCGGGGGGGCUUGGCAUACCAUCACUCAAGGAAGUACCAUCAUUUGAGAGUGUCAAGAAAUAUCACGGCCUCCAAAUGCGUGACUUCCGGAAAGGACAGAACAAACUGGUUCCAUUCCAGUAUAGGCUGAAUGCAAGAAUUCUUAAUAUGAUGAAUGGGUAUGACAGAGCUGUGGAGUGGUGUCUGCCUCAAAGUAGUGCCUAGACAAUAAGGGCAGGCCCGGAUCCGGAGGGGGGUUAAAAAAAGACCAGC